Molecule: messenger RNA, 1150 nt
Organism: Patella vulgata (common limpet)
Lineage: Eukaryota; Metazoa; Mollusca; Gastropoda; Patellidae
Exons: 6
Coding region: 5-1150 (381 amino acids)
Biological process (GO): xylan catabolic process; arabinan catabolic process
Cellular component (GO): plant-type cell wall
Molecular function (GO): xylan 1,4-beta-xylosidase activity; alpha-L-arabinofuranosidase activity
Source: RefSeq, a predicted model, not a curated record
UAACAUGAGAGAUUGGAGAACAACAUUUCUACCAGCGUUCAGAGCUUGUGUUAAAGCUGGAACUUACAAUAUCAUGUGUAGUUAUAAUAGCAUAAAUGGUAUACCAUCGUGUGCAAACAAAGAAUUGUUAACGGAUAUUCUGCGAGAUGAAUGGGGAUUCAAAGGUUAUGUUAUAAGCGACGCGGAUGCUGUUUCUAAUGUUGUAACUAAAUUCAACUACAGAAACAACAGUGUAGAUGCUGCAGCAGCGUGUGUAAAUGCUGGAUGUAAUAUUGAACUCGGUCUCCCUUUUUUGUUGAAUGUCUACCAAUCCAUUGGUCAGGCUGUCUCGGAAGGAAAGCUUCAAGAAUCUAAAGUAAGAGAAAUGAUGAAACCCAUGUGGUACACCAGAAUGAAGUUAGGAGAAUUUGAUCCACCAGAGAUGAAUCCAUAUAAGCAGUUAAAUCUAUCAGUUGUACAAAGUCCAGAACACAGACAACUCGCCAUACAAACAGCUAUGAAAACCUUUGUUCUUCUUAAAAACGAAAAUAACUUUCUCCCUUUGAAAUCUGGAACACAAUUCCAGAAAAUUGCGAUUGUUGGCCCUUUGGCUAAUAAUUCAAAGGUUCAGACAGCUAACUACUCACCACCAGUUGAUCCACGCUACACGACUACACCAUUGAUGAACCUAUCAAGAUUAGGAAACUCUGUUCAGUAUAAUCCUGGGUGUAUUGGAAGCACUAGAUGCCAGACUUAUGACCAAGCGGGUCUGAAACAAGCUGUGAACGGUGUUGACUUUGUAAUUGUUUGUCUUGGGCUUGGUAAUGAUAUUGAAAGAGAGGGCUUAGAUAGACAUACAAUUGAGCUUCCCGUUAAUCAGUCACAGAUCCUACAGGAUGCUGUCAAUAAUAGUCCAUCUAAAACACCCGUUCUACUUAUCUUGUUUAAUGCCGGACCGGUUGAUAUAACAUGGGCUGAUAGUAAUCCCAGAGUUGUUGCUAUCCUAGAAGCUUUCUACCCUUCUCAAGCUACAGGAGAAGCACUGUUGAACGUUGUUACAAUGAACGGCCUGGAUUCUGUUCCAGCAGGCAGAUUACCAUGUACAUGGCCGGCAAGUGACAAACAGGUAAAGCAAAUUAUUAUAAUGCGUGAAAUUGAACCGAACAUGUGA